Messenger RNA from Brassicogethes aeneus, 1362 nucleotides. NCBI's taxonomy places the organism in Eukaryota, Metazoa, Arthropoda, Insecta, Coleoptera, Nitidulidae. The record is from the annotation of a GenBank genome assembly.
CUCUAGAUUUGCUUCAUUCUGGGACUCAUGACCCAUCAAAUUGGGCAUCAAAGUCGUGUUGUAUCCUAAAUUCGAGCACAUUUUAAUGGUGAUCUUCUCGCACCUCAGAACAGCUCUCCCAGCACCGAAAAAACAAACGAAAACGACGAGUACUCGCGCCAACUUCAUACUGGUAACGAACUUUGGCAGCUGUCAGUCGGUUAAAAUGUCAUUCCGUGCGUGUUUUGUUUACCGCGUCUGUGUUAAAAUGGAGAGCGUUUUCUUACGUCCUUUCGUGACUGUGGACGCUUGUAAACUGAAAAGCUGGCCUUAAGGUCGCUGAACAAAUGAAUGCCAAGCCGACUGUGUGUCGGCUCUACAAAACAACCGCUUUACAAAAGUUUUUAGAGUGCCGGGAUAAUUUAGCAAAGCACCACCGAUGCGAUUUAGUCGCGAGGGGCAUAUUUAUGAAAAAUGUAAGAUUUUCUGUUUAGAUGCAGAUUCCUACUACACCAGCAGCUUACAUAAUUUGACAGCCAGCCGGUGUACUGUCAAAAAAAGUUUCAUAACCACCUCGAUAGCAAAAAUAUUCUUGAUCUUAAAACGCAAAAUGUUCACCCUCAGGCAACUGUCUCAAGCUGUGGCGAGAAAUGUGAGGUCAAAGCACACUUUGCCCGAUUUGCCGUACGAUUAUGCGGCUUUGGAACCGGUGAUUUCCCGCGACAUAAUGAAUUUGCACCACAGCAAGCAUCACCAAACUUACGUCACCAAUUUGAACGCUGCCGAAGACAAGUUGAAGUUGGCUGUGGAAAAAAGCGACGUCAGUACCAUCAUUUCCCUGGCUCCAGCCUUAAAAUUUAAUGGAGGUGGGCAUUUAAACCAUUCCAUUUUCUGGCAAAAUUUGUCACCAGGUUCCACCAAACCCAGUGCUGAUUUAACUGCCUUGAUUGAUAAGUCUUUUGGAAGUUUUGAUAAGAUGAAAACAGAUUUAUCCACUGCCACUGUGGCUAUACAAGGUUCAGGUUGGGGCUGGCUAGGUUAUUGCAAAAAAUCAGGUUUGAUCAAGAUUUCUGCUUGCCCAAAUCAAGACCCCUUGGAAGCUACCACAGGAUUGGUCCCAUUACUGGGAAUUGAUGUCUGGGAACAUGCCUACUAUUUGCAAUACAAAAACGUCAGAGCUGACUAUGUUAAAGCCAUCUUUGAUAUUAUCAACUGGAAAGAUGUGUCUGAAAGAUUAGCCAAAGCUAAGUAAAUGAUUAAAAUUGUAAUUAUAAAUUAAGGAUUUUAAAAUGAUAAUUUGAACCAAGCUUUAUUUUUGUUAGAUGUAAUUAAGUGCUUAUAUUUUUAUUAAAUACCUACAUACCUAGUUGGUUUUUACUCCUG